Rotaria socialis is the source of this 1401-nucleotide messenger RNA. The record is from the annotation of a GenBank genome assembly. Lineage: Eukaryota; Metazoa; Rotifera; Eurotatoria; Philodinida; Philodinidae.
AUGGAACAUUUUAUUCAAAAACUUGAUACUCUACUUGAUAAUGAUCCAUUUAGUGACAUUGCUUGGGGUUCAUUAUCACCGAAUGAUUGUGAAUUAUUAGAAAAAUAUCGUGUAAAAUAUAUUGAAGAACGAAAACGAAUACGAGAAGAAAGAAAAAUAAAAACUUUUCCAGAAAUAAUGGACGAUCUUCUUCAAGAAUUAUCAAACAAACCUGAUAUUUCAUCAUUCUAUCGUACACUGGAAGAUCCACUAUUAAUAACAAAUUCCAUCAAUAAAGAUGUUCAUACAAUCGAAUUGGACACUUCCGAUGAUGAGCAAGAUGAUCUCGAACAUUGUACAACAUGGAUAGAUCCAAGCAAAAGUAUUGGUAGAUCUGCUCCUAAUGAUGAACUUAAAACGUCAACUUAUGAAAUGUAUCCACUCUCAAAAUCUCCAUCCGUCCCGCAACCAUCACGAAAAACUCAACGUUACACAGAUCAAUCUCGUAGGAAUACUUAUACGCUCCAGAACUCAUCAUCAUCAUCAUCAAAUGACGAUGACGAUCAUCAUGAUGAAAAACAAUUAGUUAAUAGAAAACAGGAAUAUGUUCGUCUUAAUAGUCAAGGAUUUGAUCCGCCACAACAAGAGAAUCCUUUUAACAACAUAACUGAUGCGCGAUCAACAUUUUCUAUUCCACGAAAACGCUUUCGAUUUACGCGACAAGAAGCUCAAAAUAUCCUGUAUAGAAAACUGGGAGCUUUUAUCAAAGGACAUCUUACAAGACAAUUAUUUCGUACUGAACAUGUGAAAAGAUUAAUUCAAACGUUACAUGACACAAGAAAAUUUGCUGUAGAUUUUCAAACACAAUGUUUACAAACAAAAACUAAAUUGGAUCCAGAUGAUAUUAAUAUAAUCGAUCAAUUAAUCAAACAAGUUGAAUCGGUACUAGAUGAAUUUCAAGCAAUAUUUACACGAUAUUUACCUAAUCGUCAAAUAUUAAUGAUUGUUCGCCAUGAACAAGCAGAAAAAAUGAGAACUAUGAGAAUAAAUCAAAGAGUGCCAAAAGACUUUUCUAUAGAACGACCAGUUAUUGAUCCUGCGCCACUCAAAGUUAUAAAAAAAGAUCCUGUACAACGACAACCAGAAUAUCGGCGACCAGAAAAUAUUCGUCGUCACGUUUCAGCAGUACCUAGUCGUCCUGUUCAAUCGACUAUAAAUGCUCAAACCCGUCCAUUAAAAAAAGCCGUAUCGUUACAAAGAAAAGCUCGUCCAUUAAAUUCAAAGAACAAUGAUUCCACAUCAAACCCUCCACGUUCAUCAUCCACUAAUAACUCUAAUAAUAAUAAUACUAAUAAUAAUGUAUUUCGCCCUCCACUACGCCUUGCGCCAGCCAGUCCUUUGUUCAGAAAUCGUUUAAAAUAA